This is a messenger RNA of Pieris rapae (cabbage white), 5137 nucleotides long. RefSeq names its product vesicular glutamate transporter 1 (gene VGlut). Gene Ontology annotation, molecular function: neurotransmitter transmembrane transporter activity; L-glutamate transmembrane transporter activity. The transcript is spliced from 13 exons. Lineage: Eukaryota; Metazoa; Arthropoda; Insecta; Lepidoptera; Pieridae. Gene Ontology annotation, biological process: regulation of synapse structure or activity; monoatomic anion transport; neurotransmitter loading into synaptic vesicle. The record is from RefSeq and is a predicted model, not a curated record. Bases 437 to 2224 code for a protein of 595 amino acids. Gene Ontology annotation, cellular component: synaptic vesicle membrane; excitatory synapse.
CGCAUCACUUUUAAGGGCGUUAUCGGCCGUUUGAAACAUAAACAAUCGUAUAAAAUCCUUAAGAGUGAUGUCCCUCGGUGUUUGUAAUAUGAAUAACUUUACAAACUAAACAACCACACUAAAGAAUAUCAGUUUAUUAACAUAUCAAAUUAUUGUUAACAUAUCCUGUGAAUAUCAUAGUUAAAAACUUAGUUUUAAUGUGAUGUGUGUGUCUGUAAUUAAUAAUAAGGGAAGGCUGCGAUUGGCGACCGCUGUUCAAGUUGGCCGUUGAUAUCGACCAAUGGUGGGGGCGGUACUGCGCAGCCGUAGCGAAGGCUGUAGCGGCGCGGGUCCGCUACGAGCCACAGACGCUACCCCGGAUCUGCUACGCCUAGCGACUGAAAAAAUGCACUAGUGAUGUGUAAUUGCAUUACAUGAAGGUCAUCAGGCUGCUGAAAUGCAGGGGCUCCAAGCCGCGAAAGAGAAGGCAUCAAGCCUCUUCGCCAGCAAACCUUUAAUACUCAAAAACCAGCAAUAUGAAAACUUCCAUGUGGAACAGAAGGGCUAUGAUCAGAUGUACGAUGGCGAAGACCUGGAAACACCGCCGUCACCCGAAAGACCACCUCCGCGACACAUAGACAAAUAUGUUCGGGCGGAAUGCCCCUGCCUAACCGCUCGAUAUACUGUGGCUCUGCUGGCAUGUUUCGGGUUCAGCAUCAUGUUUGGAAUGAGGUGUAACAUGAGUAUGGCCAAACUUAAAAUGACGGAAAAACAUAAUACAUCAAGUGGAGUAAGAGAAGACACACCCUUCAACUGGAGUGUGAGUGUUGAAUCGUCUAUUGACUCAUCCUAUUUCGCUGGGUACCUGAUAACACAGGUGCCUGGAGGUUACCUGGCGUCCAUGUAUCCGGCUAACAGGAUCUUUGGAGCGGCAAUAUUUGCGUCCGCCAUUUUCAACAUGGCAAUUCCUGGAGCGAUGUCCUUAGGACCAGCAGCCGUUGUUAUGUUAAAAGUUGCCCAGGGUUUUGUCGAGGGUGUGACUUACCCUUCUUGCCAUGGAAUUUGGAGGAUGUGGGCUCCGCCUAUGGAAAGAUCUAGACUUGCAACAUUAGCUUUCUGUGGUACCUACGCGGGAAUUGUCAUAGGAAUGCCACUCUCUGGCGUUCUCACAGAUUACAUCUCUUGGCAAACACCAUUUUACUUCUACGGAAUAUCUGGUAUAAUCUGGUACGUCCUAUGGUUGUGGCUUGUAUUUGAACGCCCUAGCAAGCACCCACACAUCACAGGCAAAGAGUUAGCAUACAUUGAGCAAUCAUUGGGUACCGCGUCUCAAGCUGCCAUGCCUGGAUUCUGGUCUACACCUUGGAAGGAGUUCGCUACGUCAGCACCGGUGUACGCUAUCAUCGUGGCCAACUUCUGUAGAACCUGGAACUUCUGCUUAUUAGUAAUCUUUCAGUCGGCAUAUUUCAACACACGAUUUAAUAUGCAAAUUACUGAGUCUGGUUUUGUCGGUGCCAUACCUCACUUGAUCAUGACGUCCCUCGUGCCCAUCGGGGGGAUGAUGGCGGAUUAUCUUCGCAAAAACAAUAUAAUGACUACAACUAACGUGAGGAAACUAUUCAACUGCGGAGGAUUUGGACUGGAGGCAUUUUUCUUUGUUCUCGUCGCGUAUGCUGAUAACAAAUACGUUGCAACGAUAGAACUGACUCUUGGAGUAGCAUGCAGUGGAUUCGCAAUUUCUGGAUACAAUGUGAAUCACUUAGACAUCGCACCGCGAUAUGCCUCUAUUUUGAUGGGACUUUCCAAUGGUAUCGGAACUAUAGCUGGCUUCGUGGUGCCAAUUGUGAUUGAUUAUAUGACACAAGAGAAGGAUAAAUUAGAAAAAGCCAUAACAGAAUGGCGUGAAGUAUUCCUGAUGGGGGCGACAGUACACUUCAUAGGCAUCACGAUUUACGGCAUAUUUGCUUCCGGAGAGCUGCAGCCUUGGGCGGAUCCCCCACCAACUGCCUAUGAUGCCCCCAUGAAACCUAUAUCAGACCAGGAAACAACAUUUUCGGAACAGCCUUCAGCCCCACUGAAGGGCUCAGAGCCGCCAGCAUACGGUGCCAUUGCACCGCCCCGCCCGCCCGCGCCCCAGCCGCAUGUCCCCAACAAUCCAUUUGUAUCCGGGGCAUUGUACCAAGCUGAACCUAUACAGCCUCCAGCGGAGUCCUACCAGGAUCUGACUGAUGAUGGCACAUAUUAAACUUUAACCUUCGGUCAAAAUACGCUACAACAUGUAAGGUAAUGAUUGAACUUAUUGAAAAGACUUAUUCUUAUCUGUCUUAUUUUUCUUUAACGAAAGUUGUCUCUUUUCAUGAUGCUUAGUUGUGAGUAACAGUGUACGAACAUUAAUGUAGGUUAUAAGGGUGAUCUCUAUUCCAAUAUGAUAUUACUCAUACCUACGUUACACUAAUAAACUCAUUUCAAAUAUAUCUCGAUAAAGCAGAUCUAAUGGAUUUACAACUAUUUUGUGAUUUACAUAUUAAAUUUAUCCCAACUAUUUGCAGCGUUUAACAAUAAAAAAGUGUAAUUGUUUUUUAUAUAUCGCUUCAUUAGCAGACCCGGUUGCCUCUGGGCAUUUAUUUUUUUAAACAUGUUGCAAAUUAACAGGCGCACGCAUGUCACUCAGAGAUAACUCUAUAAUUUAUUGAUAAAUCUAAUAGAAUUUUUGAGAUCUACCGAUUGAGUUCAACUCAUAAUAUUUUGAUUAACAAAAAAUAUACAAAACACAAAUUUUUCCUCUAUAUAAUAGUAGAUAAAGUAAAUCGUAGUGUAUUUUGACCUCAAAAACAUGGCGUUGCAGUUUCGGGGUACGUCUACUAUUUUUUACAAUUAGGUAGAAAAAUAUGUAUUGUUCUUCAUAUGUUAGCUUUUAUCAAUAUAGAUGUCCUAUAAAGUUAAUAAAUCCAAAUUUUAUUUGUUGUUUAUCUUUAAAACGCUGAUUACGCUUAGGAUAAACGUUUUCGAUUCGUCAUCUGUUGUUAUUAAACGUUUUGUACAAAAAUGUAGAUAUACAUUGCGAUGUUUUUGCAUAUCAUGUAUCAAACCCUGUUUAGUAUUAGUAUGUAUGUUUGCUUCUUGUAAAGCUUUCAUUUGUUGGAAGAAAUAUUUAAAAAUUCAAUUCAUAUGGAGAACAAAAAAAUAUGUUUAUACAAGUUUAGACUAAGCUUUAACACCCCAAAAACAAGUUUACGUGCGACUAAACUUGAAAUGUGCUUCAGAUUUUGACAGUCACAGCCCAAUUCACUAGAAUAGUGACAACCAGAUAUUGAUCUCUUUUCAACACAGCUUAAAUUUAAUUCAACAGUAAGAGAUACUUUAUUAAAAACUGUGCCAUGAUAAUAUAUGCUAGUUCGCACUUAAACUUGUGUGAAUGUUUAGGAUAUUUGUUUGAAACCUUCCUCCUAUUUCUGUCUCGUCCUUGUUGCUACAUGUCAUACCUACUUGUUGAAAAAUAUUUAUAAUAUACUCUUACAUUGAUAUGAACGAAAUACUUUUUAAUAUUAUAGAAUUGUAUGUACUUCAAAUUAUAAAAUAAAUGUAUGAUAGGCGUAGAAAUUUAUCUAAAAUGUUGAGAUAAAGGAAGUAAUGUAAUCAUCUUUCUGUUUAAAACAUUUUUUUAUCUGUUUCUUUACGGGUCUUAAUCAUUGAACGAUAAAAAUUCUAUCCCUUUGUCAGUGAAAACUUCACUUAAUAUUAUUUAAUAUAGUAUUGAAUCUUAUAAUAAUUAUUCAUAUAAAUAUAUAGUUACUGCAAAUUGUAAGUAUCGCUUUGACAAAACAAAAAAUCUAAAAAAAAAUGCGUAGAUUGGUGUCAAUAUUGUACAUUAUUAAUCAAAAUUGAUUGCUUUUAAACAUUGUAUUAUUAAGCUAAGCACAUAACCAGGUGUUUUCAGUGUUACGUAUAUACCGCUUGUCUAUGUAGACAAGAACUACUUAAAGUAGAAAAUGUAGAUGUAAAUAACUCGAUAAUAUGUUAGAGACAGGUUACCUUCAGACAAGGUACGAUUUAUCUUUAGUGGUAAAAAAUAACAAUUUAAAUUUGAGAAGUAUAAUUUAUGGUGGUGACAGCAAUUGUUAAAACGCACAUUAUGAGAUAAGUCGUAUUAGGUAUCGUAUACAUAUAACCUUUUUAAAUAUUUGGUAUAAAAUACUAUUUUAUUUAUUUUUUCACUAGGGUAGCACUUUCGAAAUAAGAUAGAAAUUAUAGUACAGUUAUAAUCACUGGCAAUCUGUCUUCAGGCCAGCCUUAUGAACGUACCCAUGAGCUCAAAGUCAAAUCAUUUAAUUCAAUAAGGCCUAUUAAAAAGGCACUUUUAAAAGUCCAAAUUGAAAAAUAUUUUUGAAAAUGACUCUAGUUGCCUCUUCCAAAGGGCGACAAAAGCACUGAAACAAUUUUUUGUGUAUAUUCUUUUGAACAAAAAACAACUACUACAGCAGAUAACUCAAUUAUUAUGUAGAUAGUACAUGGCUCACAUGUUUACAAAUAUUGCAAACUAUAGAUUUCACAUUAUUAUUCAGAAAAAUAAAUAAUUAACAUACAUUUAAACAUCGAGGGACCUAAAGAAGAGGCAAAAGAAAAGGAAAUAUUUACCGUUGAUUUUAUCUAGCUUUGUGGUAGAGAGCCCGUUUCGUAUCACUUAACAUCAGAUGAUAUCCUAUUUAUUUUAAUUCUAUUUUUAAAAGGCUAUAUUGAAUACGAUGCUGAUAAUAAAUUGACAAUACUCUAUUUUUGACAAUAACGUGCGAAUAAAGACAAUAAGUUGAUAAAACAACGCUUGGUAUUUUGUAUGACAAGUAAAAUUUUUCAUUCGAAGUACAUUUUCAUAUAGAUUUAGCACUAUUGCUUAAGUGCGAACAACAUUAUUAAUAAAGACAGAACCUAUACAAUUGUUAGAUUUAUUUUUAAUUUUAAGUUAGAUAUAACAGAUAAGAUUCUACACUUGUGUGUAAUAAAUUUUGGUCAAAUAUAUCCUUUUAAUGGUAGUAAUUAUGUGAUUGUAUAUAGAAAUUAUGACAAUAAUGUCGUAGGUAGUAUCAGAAUGCAAUAUUACUUAAAUUUUGGGUUAGACUCGAAUUUGUAUAUUUAUAGAAUAAUUUUGGAUUAUUAAAGUAUA